This is a messenger RNA of Solanum stenotomum, 1064 nucleotides long. RefSeq names its product flavin mononucleotide hydrolase 1, chloroplatic. The record is from RefSeq and is a predicted model, not a curated record. Lineage: Eukaryota; Viridiplantae; Streptophyta; Magnoliopsida; Solanales; Solanaceae. The coding region runs from base 87 to 881 and encodes 264 amino acids. The transcript has 7 exons.
AAAAAUCCUUUUUGUUAGCCCAAAAAAAAAACAAAAAAAACACAUUACAAAUCUUAGCAGAAACAAAGAAAGAACCCAAAUUCUGUAUGGCUUUAUUGAUAUCAUGGAGACCAUCUUCUGCUUCUAAUAUCAGUUUUCCAUUUAUAGUGAAGAAAACAUCUUAUUCUAAAUCUGCAAAAAUGGGGUCUUUUAGUACUAAUAAUAUUAGUUGCAGUGUCACUUCUUCAUCAGCAUCAAUAAUGGUGGCUCAGAGGAAACUUCCAAUUUUGCUUUUUGAUGUUAUGGAUACUAUUGUUCGUGACCCUUUUUACCAUGAUGUCCCUGCCUUCUUCAGAAUGUCAAUGAAAGAAUUGCUGGAAAGCAAGCAUCCAACUUCCUGGAUUGAGUUUGAGAAAGGCCUUAUUAGUGAGGAGGAGUUGACUAGGAAAUUCUUCAAGGAUGGAAGAUCUUUUGAUAUGGAAGGUCUCAAAAACUGUAUGAAAAGAGGAUACUCCUACCUUGAAGGUGUUGAAGGAUUAUUGAAUUCUUUGAAAGAAAAUGGCUAUGAGAUCCAUGCUUUCACAAAUUAUCCAAUCUGGUACCAGAUGAUUGAGGACGAGCUAAAACUCUCAAAUUACCUAUCUUGGACAUUUUGUUCCUGUAUAUUUGGAAAACGGAAGCCUGAUCCCGAUUUUUAUUUAGAAGUUGUAAAGCAUCUCAAUGUAAAAGCUUCCAACUGCAUUUUUGUUGAUGACAGGAUGGGGAACGUUGAAGCUGCAAUUGAACUCGGACUCAAAGGCCUUCAAUUCAAGAAUGCAGAUUUGUUGCAGAAGGACUUAUCUCUCCUCGGUGUCGAUAUAUCAACAAAUGAAAGUCAAGAUCUGAUUGAAUGUUCAUCAUGAGAUUAUAUAUCAUGAUAGUUCUGUUUUUGUUUUCUUAACAUUUGUUCUUGAGGAACAGUUCCUCAAAAUAUGUUACAAUUUUAGGCGUCAAGAGAGUUGUAUAUUCUAUGUAUAAUGAAUGUAUACAACCAACUUGACAAGUGAAAGUACAUCAGACAAUGUAAACGUCUAUUAGAAUUAUUU